GACCCGAGCGCUGCCUGCACAAUGUCUUCGACGCUGCCCCGCACCAGGAGCGUCAGCGCCGCGUCGUCGUCGUCCAGCGCUGCGUCGGGGAGUAAGGAGCGCGUGCGACCCGUGUCCCUGUGCGACACGUCGUGGGCGAGGAUGACGGGCCAGGACCUCCGGCAGCAGAACCUGGUGAGGACGCCCUCGCAGGCCAACAACCUCUCGACGACGGUGCCUCAGAGCCUGGUGGUGCAGAACCUGGGCGGGCGACACACGCCCACGCGCAGCUCCCUCAGGCACUCGCGAAUGAUCGUCCUGGCCAAAAACGGACAGAAGUUGCGCGACCGGCGGUGGCCGCCCAACAGCCUCGGGCGCGUGGGCGUGCUGGUGGUGACCGCGCAGAUCUUAGUGGGCGUGAUGGCGGUGACUCUCGCCGCGUGGUUCCUCAUGUGGGCGCCGUCGCUUAGCUUCAGAGAAGUUCCGCAUUACGCAGGCGUGCCGGUGUUCCUUGCGGGUGUAUUCGGCGCCAUCCUCAUCAGCUGUUUCCAGAGGCGGCGGCAGCGCUCCAUUGCCAACAUCAUUAAGGGCAUCCUGGUUUCCCUGUGCUGCAUCAGCAUAGUGACUUGCCUGAGCGUGUGCAUCUUUACCGCUCUCCACCUGGCCUACCUGGCACCCAUGACGUGCCACACGCGCCACUCCACCAUCACGCAUCCGCCGUCGUCUGAGAACAUUCUAGACUCAGUGAAGCACCGCGUCCUCCAUAGUGACAUCGGGAUCCACGGCACCGCGACGACGAGCAGUCCGCCUCGGAAAGACGAGGCAGUCAUCCUUGGGUAUGACGACGACGAGGACGAGGCGGAAGGGAGCGGUCUGGUGAUGCGCGACCUACAUACCCCCGACGACUAUGUGGACGAGCGCAUCCUCGAAUUUGAGACAGUCACCCUUCAGACUGUCACCGUGAAGAUAGAAAAUGAGAUCGUGCUCAACGUCUCGUCGUGCGAGUGCGAGAGCCAGGGGGCGGACUGGGUGCGCACCUUGACCUACCCCGAACUCUCCUGCCUCGAGGUUAACAAUCUUCUCCCAGUUCUGUUCGUGGCUUCGUGCGUGGUGACGGCCGUGGGAGCCGUGCUCUCGGCCCUGGUGCUGUAUCUUCUGUGGUCCUUCAGAAACAACUUCUACGGCCCAGCCAAGCCCCACGAGACGCGCCCCUUCAUCUUCACCAGCAAUUUCAGCAAGGGCAAGACGAAAGCGGCUUCGGUGUCGCGGGGCGGCGGUGUAACCAAUGGCGAGGGCAGCCUCAGGUGACACAGGCAGUGAUAUAUGCCUCAUGUGACACAGCCUCAGGUGCCACAGACAGUGACAUAUGCCUCAUGUGACGCUGCCUGUCGCGAGGGAAAAAUACAGGUAUCAGAGACGGCAUGACGUGUGCCCUCUCCAACAAAGAUCUAUGUAGAUUUAGUUUCUCUUGCAAAUGUGAUGGAUGAUUGACUGAUGCAGUAAGUGUCUGGCCCUGCCUUGUGAAGAGAAUCUAAUAAUGUUGAGUACAGAAAAAAAAUCAGAUAUAAAAAUAAUAAUGAGCUUGAACUUAAAAAUGUAUAGAAAUACAUUAUCAGGUAUGAAUGACAAACGCACACUCAAAGAACAAUCGAAAAUAUUAGCAAAACUAUAUAUGUUUAGAAAUAUCUAAACUCUCGGAACGGACAAAGAGCGGGGAGCACCAUCGCCCUGAUGUGAUAUUCAUAUUUGUCAUGGAAACUGACGAGCGAAUUCGGGCCACAAGUUCCGCAGACGCUGCCCACGCCUCGGAAGGAAUUUGAACCAGGAACGGCGUCCCAGGCGCUGCCCGCGAGAAAGACUCAGCCUCGCCCUCAAGCAAAGCUUCAAGUGCGGCCUGUUUGGGAUAGGAGCGUUGCGCCUUUCUGUGACUUCCGCUCCGCUGCUACUGAGUCACACUUAGAUUAGCGUCAUGUCGACUUCUGUGUCACACUCCGAUUAGCGUCAUGCCUAUUUUUGUGUCACAGUGAUGUUGCCUGUUGUCGAGGUAGUGUCUAGCCAUUCUUGCAUUGUGUCAUAUUGACGCAACGCUGUUGGAGUGUGUUGCAGGGGUGUCUUGAUUUAGAGCCGUCACUUGUCAUGUGCCUUAAGUUGCCACAGAAGUAUUGAUUAUCAUCACUCACUUGGUUUAGUUUAAUGCUGAUUAAAAUAUAAGAAAUAUAUAUUAGAGAGAGACGUAACGGAAUUAGUAACUCAUAGUUCUGGUAACAGUGAGUGAUUGGUAUUAGAAUCAUACAACGCUGAUAAUUGUUGCCACGUAGCCUAGUGUGAAUGGCAAUCUGACACAGGGACACAAUUUAGAAGUAGUGCCAUGCAGUACACACUCAUUAGUAUAGAUGGCGCUGCUGUUGUGAUGCAAAAUUCGUAUGAGUAUCACUUACAAAACAUUUACACGUGAGGAUUAGUUUAAACGUUGUCAGUGGCCUUAAAAUGUACCUUUUGUAAAUACCGACGUAGAUGUAACAGUUAAGAAGCAAUGUUUAUUUUAAGUAGAACCAAAGCAUAACUGCCGUUUCCUCUUUCGGAUUCUGUGAUCCCCCCCCCCUCUCUCUC
This is a messenger RNA of Penaeus indicus, 2589 nucleotides long. RefSeq lists its product as uncharacterized. Gene Ontology annotation, cellular component: dystrophin-associated glycoprotein complex; sarcolemma. NCBI's taxonomy places the organism in Eukaryota, Metazoa, Arthropoda, Malacostraca, Decapoda, Penaeidae. The record is from RefSeq and is a predicted model, not a curated record. The transcript is spliced from 5 exons. The coding region runs from base 22 to 1287 and encodes 421 amino acids.